This is a messenger RNA of Oncorhynchus keta (chum salmon), 710 nucleotides long. Its product is annotated as extracellular matrix organizing protein FRAS1-like. NCBI's taxonomy places the organism in Eukaryota, Metazoa, Chordata, Actinopteri, Salmoniformes, Salmonidae. The coding region runs from base 165 to 710 and encodes 181 amino acids. The transcript has 4 exons. The record is from RefSeq and is a predicted model, not a curated record.
GUUGUCCUAGAAGUGUUCUCCAAUGCUGUAUCUGCAUACUGAGAUCUUCUGCAACUUUCUAUGUUAUGUAUAUCUAGGUCCAGGAAGGAGGACGAGUCCAGCUGUCAACCAAUCACAUCAUUGUAUCAGAUCUGGACACACCCAAGAAGGACCUGCUGGUGUGGAUGAUCAGCUCGCCCAAAUAUGGCUUCAUUGAGAACACGAGACGAAGAGUGGGCUCGUUGGGCGGUUCAAAUACCCUCGUUAUCAGUCCAGAGGUUCCCUUCUCCAUGGACGACCUGACCACUGACCACAUCUUCUACGUUCAGAACGUCCAGAACACUGACCACCACUAUCAGGACACCUUCUCCUUCUACAUCAGUGAUGGGUCCAGUCAGACAGAGGCCUUCAAUGUCAACAUAGAUAUACUGCAGACUAAGGAGGAGAUGGAGCCGGUGGUAUCAGUGAACAGAGUCCAGGUGGAGCAGAACUCAGGAGUGGUCAUCACUAACUCCUCUCUCAACGUCCUGGACCAGGACACACCAGACAACGACAUCAUCAUCACCGUCACCAAGCAACCUGCCUACGGUAAGCUGCGUAGGACGCCAGUUCUACUCCCAGCCUCUGGAGAACGGUCGGAUCCUGUCUCAGGGGUCCACGUUCACCUACCAGGACGUGGUCGACCUGCUUCUGGUGUACACUCCCUGACGCUGCUAGCGGGGGUGCAGUGA